AUGGAUGAUACAAUAUUGAUAGACGAUGAUUUGGUAUCAUCAUCGGAUAAUGAAUCAAGUUCAUUACUUAAUAGUAGUAACAAUCAUAAUAAUGAUUAUGAUGAUAGAAAGAAUGAAUUCAAUAUGGAUACACAGACUAUAUGGGAGAAGUUAUCAAACAAGUAUACACUUUACCAAAUCUAUUCAAUCUCAUUAUCAAUACUAUUCCUAAUUGUAGCCAUCAUCCUACCAUUUGUAAACAAGAAGAUAUUCUCUUCUUAUGAUUAUCCGGUCACUGGAUCCUUCCUCCAGACACUUGGCGCAUCAGUUCUAUUACUUAUACUCAAUGUUAUAAUGUACCUCAGUCACCGCAAUGACCUCGUACCAAAGAGCAACAUCUUUGAUCAAAACUUCUUAAUGAAGAGCCUGGUCAUGAUACCAGUUUCAGUUUGCUUUGCAAUCGUAAUAUCAUUGACAAACAUUGGACUAUCAAUGAUACCUGUCAACUAUCAUGUUGUAUUCAAGUCCACCAAUAUUGUUUGGAUUGUACUUUUCUCAUUCAUUGUUCAUAAGGAAAGACCAUCACCGAUCAUUCUUGUCAGCAUCGUUUUGCUGAUGGCUGGUACUAUUCUCACAUCAUUGGAAUUCUCCAAGAAGAAUCAGUCCACUUCAUUCUGGCCAAUCUUUAUCAAUAUCUUGGCCAUCUUCUUUGAGAGUGUCACACUGGUAGUCCUGAAGUGGACGUGCAAGUAUCUACAUCGCAAGGAUAGUACUAUUAGUGCUCUUGAAAUUACAUUCUAUAAGGUUGCAGAGGGAACGAUCGUCAUAUUGAUACCUCUGUUUGCCAUCGAGGGCGUACGAGGAUUCGGUGCGCUUAACAACUUGCCAGCAUCAUCGAUAUUAAUGUUGCUGGCAGGUGUAGUUGUUACCAUGGUUUAUCAAGGUUCCACAGUUGGUAUGAUCAAGACACUUUAUGUUACAACAGUUGGUGUAAUCAAUCAAGUAAUAAUUAUUCCACAGCUGUUCCUGUCGAUGGCCAUUUAUCAUAGCUUCUCAUACGAUGCACUACACAUAGUUGGUGUGGUAUUGUCAGUACUUGGAUGUGUUGUGUUUGCUGGCUAUCAAUUCUAUGCCGCCAACAACAAGAACAACAAGCCAGAUGCACUUGGCAAG
Messenger RNA from Acytostelium subglobosum LB1, 1152 nucleotides. RefSeq lists its product as hypothetical. Gene Ontology annotation, molecular function: antiporter activity; nucleotide-sugar transmembrane transporter activity. The record is from RefSeq and is a predicted model, not a curated record. Lineage: Eukaryota; Evosea; Eumycetozoa; Acytosteliales; Acytosteliaceae. The annotation marks the transcript as partial. Gene Ontology annotation, cellular component: Golgi apparatus. The transcript has 6 exons.